GCCCCAUGUGCUUGCUGCUAGAUGAAAUGUUUGCUGCUGUGAACCCCCAAGGGUGACGUUGAGGGUUCGCGGUGGCGUCCGCAUCAGCCCAAGAACCGCAGGGCCGCGAGCAGGCAUGAGUGCGUUCUAAUGCGGUGAAUGACUGGUGCUGGUGUGCUGAUCAAUUGUGCUACCAGACCCCAACCUCUCUCCAUUCCUAUUUCUCUGCAAAACGAAAUGCCCGAAGCACCGCCGACGUAAGCAAAAAGCAGAUCCAAGAGAGAACCCGACCAGCAACCCACUGCACGAGUCAUCCUAGUGCCGUACAGCCUUUGUGCCUCCCCGUCCCUGUCCGAGCAGCCAGCUUCCAACCCCCCGGCAAGCUCGGGAAUCGCGCUUCGGCUUCCCUUCUGGUGCUGGCGCCGUCUUCCUGAAUCGUUGCAAUCGCUGGAACUAUCCAUCGUCUUCAGUCUAGUCUGUCCCCAGAAGACCCGACCCGCCGCUGCCUGUCUCGCUUCUUGCUGCUGGCCGACCUCGCCGCGUUCAGGUGCUGGAUAUGGCGCCGACCUGACCGACGGACUCACGGACUCACGGACUCUCUCGAAUGCCGAUAUCGCUGGUCCGAUCGCGCCCCUCCUCUCGAACCCGCACUCGGCCCGAGACCGAAGCCAGCGAGACGGAGAGAUAGACAGGAAAAGAGAGACAAAAAAGAGAUAGAGGUAGAGAUAGAGACGGACGGACACACACAGGCCGCUGAGCGCCGCAGAAAAUGUUCCUGCUCAUCAGCGUGCUGCUGCUCGGCGGCUUCUUCCACUACAUGUGGAAGGCCGAGGCGGCGCUGGGGGUGCCGUGGCAGCCCGACGCGGCGUCGCAGCUCUUCGCGCAGCGGCCGCUGCCGGCGCCCGUCGCUCGCACCUUUGUCGACACGUACACGCUGCCGCUGCGGGCGCGGGGCCGCGACGUUGUCGACGCCGAGGACCGGCGCUUCAAGCUCUCGUCGGUCAACUGGUACGGCGGCAGCGACGAGCUCUUCAUCCCCGGCGGGCUCGACGUGCAGCACCGCGACGUCAUCGCCCGCACCGUCCGCGCCCUCGGCUUCAACUCGGUGCGGCUCCCUUACUCGGACGAGAUGGUGAUGGCGAACCCGGCCGUGCUGCCGCACCUGCUGGCGGCGAACCCGGACCUGAUCGGGAUGCGGGCGCUCGACGUGUUCGAGGCCGUCGUGACGGCGCUGACGGACGCGGGCGUCGCCGUCAUCGUAAACAACCACAUCACCACGGCCACGUGGUGCUGCGGCGCCGACCCGUGCGACGCCGGCUGGGCAAACGACCACCUCGGCCCCAUCUGCCGCGUCUCGCAGACCGAGGAGGACUGGAUCCGCCACUGGGAGAUUGUGAUGGAGCGCUUCGUCGGCAACCCGCGCGUCGUGGGCGCCGACCUCCGCAACGAGGUGCGCGGGCUCUGGGGCACCAUGCCGUGGGACCGCUGGGCGUCGGCGGCGGAGCGGUGCGGCAACCGCCUGCUGCGCAUGAACCGCGACUGGCUCAUCGUCGUCGGCGGCACCGAGUCGGGCAACGACCUGCGCGGCGUCGAGCGCCGGCCCGUGCGGCUCGACGUCGAGGACCGAGUCGUCUACUCGGCCCACGUCUACGCCUGGUCCGGCUGGGGCUCGACCGAGGGCCGCUUCGCCCAGCGGCCCUACGCGUCCUUUGUCCGCACCAUGCGCGAGAACUGGGCCUACCUGGUCGAGCGCGACAUCGCCCCCGUCUGGGUCGGAGAGUUUGGCGCCCCGCACCUUCCCGGUGCCGGCGACGUCAACUACUGGCAGAACCUGAUGCGGUACCUCAAGGCCAUCGACGCCGACUUUGGUUACUGGGCCAUCAACCCGCGCAAGCCAAAGGACAACGGCAAGGAGACGUACUGCCUGGUCGAGGACGACUGGGUCACCCCGGUGCUGGACUAUAGGAUGAAGGAUAUGGUCGAGCUGAUGAGGGCGUAAAAUGAUAGAAGGCGGGGGAGGGUCGGCGAAUAUACACGAGAAUGAUUAUGUGAUGAAGGAGGUUCAAGUUCGAUUCAUGGUUUUCCUGCCUCACUUUCCUUUCGCGUUUUGCAUGGUUCUCGACGUACAUACACGCUUGCUGCGGUUAUACCCUACGCUCUGUCUUUGGAUACACGAUUCAUUUGUCUUGGCUCUAGAGUUUAGUUGAAAAUAUGGAAACCAUAUUUGGCCUGG
Gaeumannomyces tritici R3-111a-1 is the source of this 2212-nucleotide messenger RNA. Its product is annotated as endoglucanase E1. Gene Ontology annotation, molecular function: hydrolase activity, hydrolyzing O-glycosyl compounds. The transcript has a single exon. Bases 749 to 1978 code for a protein of 409 amino acids. The record is from RefSeq and is a predicted model, not a curated record. NCBI's taxonomy places the organism in Eukaryota, Fungi, Ascomycota, Sordariomycetes, Magnaporthales, Magnaporthaceae.